Molecule: messenger RNA, 536 nt
Organism: Aphanomyces invadans
Lineage: Eukaryota; Oomycota; Saprolegniomycetes; Saprolegniales; Verrucalvaceae
Exons: 1
Coding region: 53-436 (127 amino acids)
Source: RefSeq, a predicted model, not a curated record
UCACGAAGUCGGCGGCGUGAGCUCCAUAAACGCAGUUUUCCUCCGCUGCCCAAUGGCCACCCCUCACUUUGGUCCUGCGGUUCAAGAUUUGCCUCCCAAGGGCGGCUUCCGCCCGCUUCGCUUCGCCCGCGGCGUACCAGAGGUCCGUGGACCUCCCGGCUGGUCGAUGUUCGCGGCAUGCUUUGCUGUGACGUCGUUUGGGUUUUACAUGGUCGGGCAACAAAACCAGGAGGUUCGCGCGUUGCGCCGCGAAGUCCGUGAACGCCGCAUUGCGAUGCUGCCGUUCUUACAAGCGGAAGAAGACAUUGAGUUUCUGCAAAACGAAGCGCACUACUUGGAACAAGAGAAGGAGCGCAUGAAGAACGUGCCAGGGUGGAAGGUCGGCGAGUCGGUAUACCAUUCCAAGAAGUGGCAGAUCCCGCUGUAUGCCCAGUAAAGCAAUGCCCACUCGGUGCGAAUCAAUUGCUUAUUAGCGUUAACCGUCGUGUGCAAACAAUUCCGCCAACACGUCGUAAUUGAUAUUCUUCGACUUGCUG